GCGAUUCUGUUUGCGCUCAGUCUACUGCUGCUGCCCUGUGCCCUCCAUCCUUCUAGCUGAGACGGACUAACACGGAGUGGGAGUUAUCCGACGAGGUCUGAGGAUAAUGGAGGAGCGGAUCCGCUGCCGAUGAAGGAAGUCUGACGUAGAUGCUGACCCAGAGGAGAGUCCUGGUAGCAGCACCAGCAGCAGCAGUUGUAGCAGCACCAGCAGAAAGGCUGUAGAUGCCCUCUCCUCAGGUGCUGCUCCAGCCCAGGCCUGUGCUGGAGAGCUGGGACAAAGAGGGGAAAGCUCCUGCUCUGACUCUGACAGCCCAAUAGACUCCAGUUCCAGUGAGGAGGAGACGGAGGAAACAGAAGAAGCUGACCCAACCAUGUUCUCCUCCAAAUUUCUCAGUGGGGCAAACCCCCUGAAUGCUAUGUCUUCUGCUGUGAAUAAAUUUGGUUUGUUUGGAGAUGAUGGAGAGGGGGACAAAAAGCCUCCUCCUAACCUGGGGAGGAAACCAUCGAGUGAACCACAACCUGGACCAGGCCCUGGUAAGGAUAAUAAACAGGAGCAGGUACCCCAAAAAUCCAUCCAGGGUCCCCCUAUGCAAAAGUCCCAGCCUCAUGCUAAACAGGGACUACCACAAGUUCAUGAAAAGGGACAGACUGCCCCCCCGACAAACAAACCUGCAGGACAACAAGCUAAAGAUCAACAACAGCAGGGUUCACCCAAGCCUGGAGUUCAACAGCAAGUUCAGAAAAAGAGUUUAGCACAACCAGAUUCCCCAAAACAGGUUCCACCCAGGAUGACAGAGCAACGGGAUCCAGCUAAGAGUGGCACACCAAGGCAAGAACCUGUAAAGACUGAGAAACAGGGGCCCACAAAGUCUGAGUCAGAGUUAGCAAGUCAACAGCAGUCCUCACCGAAAACUAGACUUCCAGCGUCACCUGAGAUGGGACAGAAAGGGGGCCGGAAUCCAAUCUCUGAUAAAAAACACAACAUAAAGGGACAAGGCACAACUGAAGUGACACCUGUAGGGUCUCCACCUUUGGGAGCGACCAAAGCCGGAGCUCCAUCAAAAGCAAUUACUCAUCUGCUUUGCUCUGUAUGUAACACAACCAAACUUAAUAUCCAUACCAAGGAUCCACCCAACUAUAAAACCUGUACACAGUGUAAAACUGAGGUGUGCAGCUUAUGUGGCUUCAGUCCUCCAGGCGCUGAUGGUCGUGAAUGGCUUUGCCUUACCUGCCAAAUACAGAGAGCUCAAGGAACUUCAGAGCCACCAGGACCUCCCACCCAAACACCUCUAAAAGCAGGGCCUGGUCCUCAAAGCCGGACACCAUCACCAGGUGAAGCUAGAAAAAAAGACAUUUCAGGACCAGAUUCAUCACAGAAGGUGCUGUCUAAACCAAUAAAUGUGCCAGCUAAGGAUAUACCUCCCAAGGGACCAGAAAAUCCAAAUCAAGCCAGUGUUGGUCAAGCUCAGAAAACUACACCAGAGACUCAGAGGACAACGGGGUCUCCAAAACUGCGUCCAAGUGCUCAACCUGGCCAACCUCAAAAAAUUGUCCCUCCAGCUUCACCGAAAAUGUCUGGAGGUUUAUUUGGCUUUACUGGUGGUGCUAAAAAUGAAUCCUCAAAAGCAGAUGAGUCAGUGACUGGGAAGAUGUUUGGCUUUGGUUCUUCUCUUUUUAGUUCUGCAUCUACUUUAAUAGGCUCAACUGUUCAAGAUGAACCCAAAACGACACCACCAGUUUCUCCCAAAAGGCAGCCCACAAAGGACUCUAAAAUGCUUUCCGAUGAAAAGUCUGAACUGGAAAAGAAACAGCAGCAAUCUCGAGAGGCAAAGACCCAUUCGGCGGGACAGAAAGCAGAAAAAUCCUCUGUAGAGAUUUCAAAGGCAGCAACAUCAUCCCUCAAUUCCCCCAGUAUGGGCCAAUCCAGUUGUCCUAUUUGCAAGCAAGUCCUCAAUGUUGGCUCGAAGGAUCCUCCCAACUACAGCAGCUGCACAGAGUGCAAAACAACUGUCUGCAAUCAGUGUGGAUUCAACCCCAUGCCAAAUGUAAAAGAGGAAAAGGAAUGGCUUUGUCUGAAUUGUCAAGUGAAACGAGCUGCUGAAGGAGUUAAUCCACAAAAAGAGACGUCCUUGGUGAAUUUAUCUAAAAAGACAACAGCGGCACAACCCGCCUCUCAAAAGACUUCUGCCCCAAGUUCUCCUCAGAAAAAAAAAUCAACAGCAGAAGUACAGCAGGGUAAAAAAGAAGACCCGAAAAUAAAUAAGCAGGCUGGCCAAGGUCCUGGACCGAAAGCACCUCAAACGAACCAGAGAACCAAUCCUGAGAAACAAGCAAACCAUACCACUCAACCUCCACAACAAACAGAAAAGGCCAAAUCACAAGAGUCUGGUGGCCUUUUUGGUUUUGGUAAUCCUAAACAUCAAGGUGAUGCAGCAAAGCCUGCCGAAUCAGUGCCUAGUAAAAUGUUUGGGUUAGGCACUUCCAUCUUCAGCUCUGCUUCAACUUUAAUUUCUUCAGCUGUCCAAGAGGAUCCCAAAAUUAAAACUCCAGUUUCUCCCAAGAUGUCCCCUGCAAAGGAAUUAAAAUCAGCUACAGUCAAAAGGCUAGAACAGGAGAAUAAAGGGCAGCAGUUACAACAAGCCACAGGUUCCACAUCAGCUCAGCCAAAAACAGAUAAGCCUUCCUCAGAACUGCCAAAAAAAGAGUCAGUCUCACCAGUUAUUUCCAAGGAAUCUGAUUCAACGUGUCCCCUCUGCAAAGUGAAACUGAAUGUGGGCUCCAAGGAUGCUCCAAACUACAGAACCUGCACAGAGUGUAAAAGCAUCGUCUGUAACCAAUGUGGAUUUAAUCCCACGCCAAAUGUAAAGGAGAUGAAAGAGUGGUUAUGUCUGAAUUGUCAGGUGCAGAGAGCACUCGGGGCAUCUGAACCUCCAGGAACACCUGUAAUGAACCUACGGGCCUCUCCAAACAAAUCUCCUGUCUGUCCUGAUGCUCUUAAGACAAAAACUAUGGUACAACAGAAUACAGUUGCAAAAGAGUCCACCCCAUCUGGUUCCACUCAGCAGAAAUCUGAAAAACCAGCUGAGAAGUCAGCAAAUGCUGAAGACAAGAAAAGACCUGAAAGUCAGGAACGUGAAACUCCAGAAGCUGGUCAGAAAAGCCUAGAACAAGACCACAAGAAAGGACAACAUAAACCACCAGACCAGACUAGUCAAACUGAUAAGAAGAAGGGUAUUACAUCAACUAAAGAAGAAAAUGAAAUGCCUUUCAAAUCUGGUGCUUCCAAGGCUCAGCCUGAUGCUUCAAAACCUGCUGAGUCACUCGGAGGAAAAAUGUUCGGCUUUGGUUCUUCCAUGUUUAGCACUGCAUCCAAUUUUAUAACAACUGCAGUCCAAGAUGAAUCAAAAGCAAUGGCACCAGUUUCUCCCAAAAGUCCUAUUACAAAAGGAACCAAAUUAAUUAAUGGUCAGAAACAUGAUUCAGAGAAGAAACCGGAACAAGGUCAGCAAACCAAAAGCUCUCCAAUGAUGCAAGCCAAAGUAGAAAAAGGUCCACCAGAACAUGUUAAGGAUUCAGUAAAUUCAGAUAGUCAAAAGGUCAGCCAGUCUACCUGUCCCCUCUGUAAGACUGAACUCAACAUUGUUUCCAAGGAUCCUCCAAACUACAACAAAUGCACAGAGUGCAAGACAACUGUGUGCAACCAGUGUGGAUUUACCCCAAUGCCAAAUGUGUCAGAGGUCAAAGAGUGGUUAUGUCUGAAUUGUCAGAUGCAAAGAGCUCUUGGUGCCUCCGAAGUCAUAGGACCUUCCAUAAAACCGGGAAUAGAAACAAACAAAGGUUCAAAAGAGGAAAGUCUAAAUAAAGAAACACCUGACAAAAAGGUGGGAGCCUCAGUGUCGGAGUUAUCUCAAAAGAAGGUGAGCUCCACACCUGGUUCUCCUCAGAGGAACAUGCAUGAGGCUUUAAAACCUGCUUCUAAAGAAAAAGAGGCUAAAACACAGCCAAGCCCAAGCACUGGUCAAAGUGUUCCAAAUAUGCAAAGUGUAACAAGUACACAGAAACACAUUGUAGGGACAAGGAAGUCUGAGCCAAAACACAACGAGGAAAGGCGAGAGGCACAAAAGGAAUCAGAAAAAACAGCUGGCUCAACAUAUCCUGAAAAAGUGACUGAAGCUUCAAAAACAACCGAGUCCUUGGGUGGUAAAAUGUUUGGAUUUGGCUCAUCUAUCUUUAGCUCAGCAUCAAAUCUAAUAGCAUCUGCUGUUCAGGAAGAAUCACGGACUACACCACCUGCUUCUCGUAAAAUGUCUGCACCACCUCAAAUUUCUGGCAAGUUGUCUGUUUCACCCAAGAUUUCACCCAAAACUACACCACCGGUUUCUCCCAAAAUGUCCCCAAAAAGAGAGCCAAAUGUUCUACCUCAAAAAUCAGAGCAGGUAACAAAACCAGAGGAAUCCCAUCAGAAGAAAGAGGAGAAAUCUACAUCACAGCCACGUGUAGGAGUAGACCCUUCAAGAUGUUCUGAUGGAGGUGUAUCUACCUGUCCACUGUGCAAGGGGGAGAUGAACAUUGGCUCAAAGCACCCUCCAAAUUACAACACCUGCACUGACUGCAAAACUACAGUCUGCAACCAGUGUGGUUUUAAUCCCAUGCCUAUGGGCGAGAAAAAAGAAUGGCUGUGUCUUACGUGUCAGGUGAAAAGAGCAGUUGGACCCUCUGUACCAUCAGGGCCUACUGCUUCAAAGGCCCAAACUUCACCCAGUAAAUUUCCCUCACCUAUGUCUGCUCAGCUGAAAGACCCCUCCAAACUCACUGCUACUCUCAAGAAGGAUGAUGUACAUAGUGUAGAAAAAUGCUCUGAGCCAUCUGUACCUGAUGGGAAAAUUCCUCAAGAAAAAUUAAAAGCAGAUGAAAAUAAACAAUCAAAUCAGGCAAAUCAAACUGAACGCAGGCGGAGUAGCACUACUUCAGGAAAACAAGAGUCAGGGGGCUUUUUUAGUUUUAUUGAAUCUAAAGUUCAGCCUGACGCAGCAAAGACUGCAGAGUCAGCGAGUGUGAAGAUGUUAGGGUUAAGUUCUUCCAUUUUUGGCUCUGCUUCUACGUUAAUAACCUCAGCUGUGAAAGACCAGCUCAACACAACACCACCAGUUUCUCCAAAGAUGUCUCCCUCGAAAGAGAAAAAAUCUCCAGCCUCUCCAAAAGUAGACCAGGGGAGAAUGUCAGAACAGGAAGGGCAGCCAGAGGAUCAACCAAAAACAAAUGAGAACAAGCCUUCUACUUCCCAAGAACCUGACCAGAAGAAGAAAGCAGGACCAUCCUUGCAGACAAAGACUCUACCACUAGCACAGGACAAAGUGGACAUCAGCCAGUCACAGCUUUUAAAGCCUGAAGUAGAUUCUCAAGAAAGUAUCAAACCAGACCAAGCCACCUGUCCUCUGUGUAAGAUCAAACUCAACAUAAACUCGAAGGAUCCGCCGAAUUACGAUAACUGCACUCAGUGCAAGAGCAGAGUGUGCAACCAGUGUGGAUUUAAUUUGAUGCCAAACAAUACUGGGGUCAAGGAAUGGUUGUGUCUCACAUGUCAGAUGCAGCGAGCACUUGAAGUAACAGAUCCUUCUGGAGGAGUUGCUUCUUUCAAACCUCAGACACCAGCAGAACUCCAAACAGGCAUCAGCAGUCCAGUUGUGACUGAAAAGAAAGUCUUAUCCACACCAAAGUCAACUGAGAGCAAAUUGUCUGCACCUGCAGAGUCAGUUAUAUCUAAGACGGUUGCUAAACAAGUGGUUGAUAAAGAGGCCAACCCAGUUUCUUCUGAGAAAACCCCAGUAGAGCAGCAGCAAAUAUUAACUCCCAGCAAAUCACCAAGUCAAAAAAGACAAGCUGAAUCUAAGCAGAGCAAUGUGACUGCAACGCAAAGAGAUUCAGGUGGCUUCUUUGGAUUAGGCGGAGGGAAAACUAAUGUGAACAAACCAGCAGACUCUGUUUCUGGAAAAAUGCUUGGCUUUGGCUCAUCCAUUUUUAGCUCUGCCUCCACCUUAAUAACCUCAGCUGUUCAAGAUCAACCUAAGACCACUCCACCAGUAUCUCCAAAGUUGUCCCCUGCAAAAGAGAUUAAGUCCCCUGCUGCCCAGGAGAUAAAGCAACCAGGUACUCAGCAGCCCAAGAAACCCGCUGUGGUGCAGAGCAAAGCCGACAAGGCUCAGUCAGUGGUUUCAAAGGACAAAGAAAGUGAUGUCAAACCUGGGACCAGCUGCUUGCUCUGUAUGGCUGAAUUGAACAUGGGGUCAAAAGACCCACCUAACUAUAACACCUGCACUGAAUGCAAGAACACAGUCUGUAACCAGUGUGGAUUUGACCCCAUGCCAAAUCAGUUAGAGAUGAAGGAGUGGUUGUGUCUGACUUGCCAGAUGCAAAGAGCUGUGGCAGCAGCUGACUCAGUACAGCCUCCUGUCUUGAAAGCUCCUGCAUCACCUGGCAAAAUGUCUUCACCUGGCACUCCUAAGAAUGAUACGAGUAAUCAAAAGAAAUAUAGUAUUCCUAAAGAAGAUCCCGGAGUUAGUGGAAAAGCAAAAGAAGUGCCACAGCCAGAAAAACACACUGUGAAAACUUCUUCCUCACUGAUUUCUAAAAAUGAAGCAGCUGAAGCUGCAGUCCCAACAAAAGAUGAAAAAAACAGUUCACUCCAUGUUGAGGAUGUUUUAAAGUUGUCUGUACCUGAAAGUGAAGAGACAGGGCCUGUUAACUCUGAUGUCAAACAAUCAAUGCCUACUCAAUCUCCUCUUAUUACCACAGAUGAGAAUACCCCACAAUCAAAGGUGGAAUUAGAAAGCAAAGAGGAUAAAUCCAAACUAAAAAAACCAUCUGACAAAAUUAUCAAAUCAACAGAGGAAGAACAGCAUUUCGAAGCCAAAACACCUCAAAGGAAAGGCUUGGUGGUAGAUAUGAAACAAGAUGAAAAGCAGAAAACACAUGAUACAAAGAUACUAGACCAGGAGCCUGAAGCUACUCCAACAAAACAGAAUGAAGAUGAUAAACGUAAUAUAGAUUUGCCAAAACUAAGAGAUUCCCAAGAUGCACCCAAAAGGCUUCAAGCUGCUUGUCCACUCUGCAAAGUGGAGCUAAACUUUGACGGCAAAAUCCCUUCCAAUUACAACACCUGUACAGACUGCCAAACCACUGUUUGCAACAAAUGUGGAUUUAGUCCAAUGCCUACCAUUUCUAAGGCAAAGGAAUGGCUGUGCCUUAACUGUCAAAUGCAGAGAGCUCUUGGAGCUUCUGAACCUCCAGGCCUCCCCAUGAUCAAAACACAACCUUCCCCAAUUAAAGAGAUCCCAGCCAAUAUACAGACGAAAGAAACCCAAAGAGUAGGUGUUUCCAAGGAAGAGAUUUCUGAGCCAGUGACUCUGAGUAAGGACUUUGCUAACAACAUUAUUGCCAGAGAAACAGAAAUAUGUCCUGUUAGUGGAGUAGCAAAAGAGGAUCCUUAUUCAACUGUUUCAACUGCUGAUAAAAGUGAUUCCCUGACUGCCACAAAAGCAGAUGGUUCAACAACUUUACAAAAGCCAUGUUUAGAUGAGACAAACGCACUGCCAAUUGCAAUAAAGCAAGAAACUGAAAAAGUUCCUGUUCCUAAAACUGAUGUUUCAACAGAUCAGCUGAAAGGAGGCUCAUUGUUCCAAAAGCCUCAACAAGCUUCACCUUCAAAUGAGUCUGUUUCUUUGCCAGAACAAAAUAAGGCGAAGCAACCCCCAACACAAACUCCAAAACCUGAGAGCUCUGCCAUCAAGUCUGCACCACCACCGGUUCAGGCUGUAAAAGCAGAGCAAAGUAACUUCUUUGGUUUUGGUGCUCCCAAAACACAGCCUAAAGCAGCAAAACCUGCAGAGUCUGUGACUGGAAAGAUGUUUGGCUUUGGUUCAUCUUUUUUAAGUUCUGCCUCUAAUAUGAUAACUGCAGCUGUUCAUGAUGAACCUAAAACUACGCCACCUACUCCUCGUAAGAUGUCAACCACAGAGAGAGUCUCUCCAAAGCCUACACCACCAGCCUCUCCUAAAACAUUACCUGCAAUGCCUGACAAAGGACCUCCUGUGCAGAGGAAUGAGGACAAGAAAUCAGAAAGACAUCAGCAGAAUAAAAUCCCCCCAGCUGAACAAGUCAAAAUGACCAAGUCACCAUCAGAAGUCUCUAAAGCUCAAACAAAUAAGGAAGAUACUUCAGAGUCAGAUCAGAUAAUGUGCCCAAUAUGUAAGAUCAAGCUUAAUUUUGACACUAAACACCCUGCAAAUUACAACACUUGCACUGAAUGCAAGACUACUGUGUGCAAGCAAUGUGGAUUUGAUGCAGUUUCAAAUAUAUCAGAGGUAAAGGAAUGGCUCUGUCUAAACUGCCAGAUGCAGAGGGCCCUAAAAGUGUCUGAAUCCACUGUAUCUCCUGGGGGAAAACAGAUAAAGAGCGACACACAGCUUCCUCUUGUGCAGAAGGAGAAACCUACAGUAAAUAAGAACAAUCAGAGAGAAGUCCUGAAAGCUACAACUCCAUUGCAAAAUGCUGCUACACCUCAGCAAGAUUCUGUGCAAACAUUACCGGUGGUUCCAGGUUCCAACCUGCAACAAGAUGAGAAACCACCACAACUUAAGAGUCCUCAAAAUGCAAAGCAAGAGCAAAAACCAGAUAUCACAAAACAAGAGGGUGGAAAACUACAACAACAACCUGUAAAGUUGGUCCCGCAGCAAACCAAAAUGGCUCCACCAGUUCAGUCUACUAAAAAAGAAUCUGGGGGCUUCUUUGGCUUUGGAGCCCCUAAAACAGCAGCUGCAGCAGCAAAAUCUGCUGAGUCUGUGGGUGGGAAAAUGUUUGGCUUUGGCUCAUCUUUUCUAAGUUCUGCAUCUACACUGAUAACCUCUGCUGUUCAGGAUGAACCUAAAACUACACCACCAACUCCAAGGAAAAUGUCCACCACAGCAACCACCUCUCCUAAACCUACACCCCCAGUAUCUCCAAAGAUAACACCUGCCAAAGAGACAAAAAUACCUGCUCCCCAGAAAUCGGAGCCACCUCAAGAGGACAAGGGUACUACACCACCUCAACAAGACAUGCCUUCUGCACCAUCUAAACAGGCCAAACCUACUCCAACCUCUCAACAGGAUAAGACUACUCCACAAUCAUCACAAGAUAAGCCUGCUAUUCCACAUCCACAGGCUGAGCCUAUUCUUCCUCCACAGAAAGAAAAACCUACCCUUCCACCUCCACAGGUGAAGACUACUCCACCACCUCAACAAGAUAAGGACAAGCCUACUAAACAACCAUCACAAGAAAAGCCUACUCCACCACCUCAGCAAGAUAAGCCUCUGCAUGCCAAGCCUAAUGCACCUAAUGCAUCCCAAAAGGAUGAGCAUAUUCCACUCCCAUCACAAGAGACGCUUACUCCACCAUCUCAGAAGGAUAAACCUACUCCAGAACCUUCACAAGAAAAGCAUACUCCACCAUCUCAACAGGACAGGCCUACCCCACCACCUCCACAAGACAGGCCUAUUCUUACCCCACAGCACGUAAUACCUACUCCACCACCUCCACAGGCCAAACCUAUUCUACCCUUACAGCAAGAAAAGCCUACUCCACCACUUCAACAAGAUAAACCCCUGCAUGCCAAGCCUAAUGCACCAUCUCAAAAGGACAAGCAUAUUCCAAUCCCAUUAGAAGAGAAGUCUACUCCGUCAUAUCAGAAGGACAAGCCUACUCCACAACCAUCACAAGACAAGUCUACUCCACCAUCUCAAAAGGACAAGCCUACCCCACCACCUCCACAAGUCAAGCCUAUUCCAUCAUCUCAAAAGAAUGAGCAUAUUUCACUCACAUCACAAGAGAAGCCUAUUCUCCCGCCUCAAAAGGAUAAGCCUACCCCACCACCAUCACAAGAGAAGACUACUCCACCAUCUCAAAAGGACAAGCCUACCGCAACACUUCCAAUAGUCAAGCCUAUUCCAUCUUCUCAAAAGGAGGAGCAUAUUCCACUCCCAUCAAAAGAGAAGCCUAUUUCACCAUCUCAAAAGGACAAGCCUACCCCACCAUCAUCACAAGAUAAGCCUACUCCACCAUCUCAAAAGGACAAACCUGCCCCACCACCUCCACAAGACAAGCCUAUUCCGCCAACCCAACAGACAAGACCUACCACAUUACUGCAAGAAAAAGAAGAAAAGUUUCAACCAAUACCUGCAAAGCUGAACAACGUUGUUCCUAUACCAGCUGUGUCCACCUGUCCUCUUUGUAAAGCUGCACUUAAUGUGGGAUCAACAGAUACUCCAAAUUACAACACCUGCACUGAAUGCAAAAGCAGAGUUUGCAAUUUCUGUGGAUUUAAUCCAAUGCCUCACACUUCAGAAAACGAAUGGCUGUGUUUGACGUGCCAAACUGAUAGAGCUUUGUCAGGGCAGCUGGGAGACUCAGGAAAAAUGUCCCAACCUUCACUUGUGCCAGCCAAAGCUAAAACCCUGGGGACGUCUGUUUCCGAAAUGACAGAUCCAGAAACUUCACCCAUAAAACCAGAGCCCACACCUGGAGCAAAACCCACAAAACCUGUUCCUCCUUCAGUUGAGGAUGUACAAACACUUCCAAAUGUAAAAUCAAAUGUAGAACCUGCCAAGAUGGAAUCAAUAGUUACUGUUCCUUCCACAGAAAAUGAACUGGAGAGAAAACCCCUAGCCACCAUGGCAGAUGGUGCAUCUGUUGUCCCAGAAAAACUUUCUCUCACAGAUUCCCUUCAAGAAUCUUUCUUAACAGAGCCUGACGUGUCAAACACCAUUUCCUGCAUGGAAACUGUUAAAGAGGUUAUAAUGUCUGAAGUUGUUCUAGAGCAAAAAGCAAAGCCAGAGCUCUCUGUUGAAGGGAGUACAAGUGCUGAGGUGCAGACUUAUGAGCAUAUCAAGCUGAUGGACACAACAUAUUCUACACAGGAGAAAAUGCAACCACACUUGCCAGAAAAGGAGCUGGCAGUAGAGUCAGGGCGAAAAACAGCAGCUGGCAGCAAGGAACUGGAUAAGGCGACUGAAAAGGGUGCAGACAUCUCCUCAACUCAACUUUCACAGCCACUGUCUACAGAGACCAUAACAAAAGGUUCAGGUGUCACCAAUGAAGAGCCAGCAGAGGAGAAAAAGGUUCACUCUCACACUGAUCAAGGAACAAAUAAAGCCAGCUUGGGAAAAGAAGUGCAUGAUAAGGAUCAACCCCUGAUUAUACCUCUACUUCAGGAACAACCUGAGGGGAAGGUACAUGACCAAGACAAAGGUGAUUCUAGUAUGGAUUAUUCUAUGCCAGAAAAGGAGGGAGUUAAACCAGAAAGACGGCGUCUUAGUUUCCAAGCAGUGGAAGAGAGCAGUGAAAGUGAGGUGACACCUUCCUCAUCCCCUAGAAUGCAAACAAGGAUCUUAAAGGUCAGCACUGUUUCAUCCAGCAGUGAGGAGAAAACUGAAGGGGCUGAUUCUUCCAUUGAAGAUGAUGAGUUCAUCCGCAAGCAGAUUUUGGGUAUGGGUGAUGAGAGCUACAUGUCUUUAUCAGAAGAUGAGAAAGAAAACACUUUGGAAAAUGUGGAAGCUUUGAAGGACAACACACUUGACAAUGCAUCUAUAAAAUCUAAAUCUUUGUUUAACAAGGAUGAAGUGGAUCUUGACUCUCAAAUCCAGACCGAAGUCUCCAAGAAGGAUGAUACAACUUCUCAAAACAUUCCAGAAACUGUUCCAAAUACUACUUUUAAGAAAGCUACUCCUGUAAUGAGGCAGCGACAAAGCACUGAUGAAGAAAUAGAGAGUAUCACAGAAUCAUUGUCAAAGGGUUCAUCCAGUGUUCAAGCUUCAAGCAUUACUCCAGGGUCUUCCCCUACAUCAGUUUCAUCUUUGGAGGAGGACAGUGAUAGUAGCCCAUGUAAAAAGAAAUUUAGUCAGCAAAGACAGCAUCGUAAAGGUAGACACAGUCAGACUAAGCCUCUCCCUAUUAUAGAUAACUCCUCUGAUGAAGAAAAGACAAAGAAUCAUGAAAAACAUCUGUCUUCACUCAGCGAUGUGUCCUCUACAGAAGAUCUACGACAUGUGACUGUCAUGGAUGAAAGUAAUAAAAAAUCUGGUACUGAGUGUUCAGCCAGUAUAGAAUUUGAACCAGAUAUUAAGAGGGCUGUACAAAAAGGACGGAAACCUUCAACAACAGUCAUACCUUAUACCCCUUCUGAUCAAUUUGAAGAAAAAGGCACAGUAGGAAAAUCAUUGAAGAGUGCUGAAGAAGCAUACGAGGAAAUCAUUCAGAAAACAAAAGCCAUUCCAGGAGAAAGUCCCCCUGAUAUUGAACCACUCUAUGGAGGACUGGCAAUAGAGGACUAUCUUUAUGAAUCUUUAGUGGAGGAGCCAGAAAUGAAACUAAGCGAGACUCAAGAUGAAGAACCCCAGUUUGACACAGCUUCACAAUCUAUUAAAAAGCUCAGAUCCCCAGAGGAGGUUUAUGAGGAGAUGAUGCAAAAGAAAAGGGAAUUGAUGAUGAUAGAGCAAGAAUUUCAACAGGCUUGGACAGCAAUGGAUUCUUCCUCAAUCGAGGCUGUGGUUCAUGAGCUUCCUGUUGACGCUGAAACUUGCGUGGUGACCAUAUCUAGUGAAGAUAUACCUUCUGAAGAUACACAGAUCACUGAACAAAAGGAUAUAUAUCCUUUAGUUAUGGAUACUUUAAGUGAAUUACCAGCAAAGAGAAAGAAACGUCCAGCCCCCCCACGCCCCUCUGAGCCCCCUAAGCGCACUGAUGUAACAGUUUUUCAUAGUGCUCCCAGUGCAUCCAUAACUUUUAUCAGGCCUAUGGUUCCUCAAGAUCCUGCACUUAGAAAGGCAUUGUUCCCAAUACCAGACCUGAAGAUUACUCAGUGCUCAUCUGGUGAAGAAGAGGAUGAUAGUCUUGCAGAUGAGUAUGCCAUAGGUAUUUCCUCUGAUAUUACUCCCAGUGAUGAUUCUGAAACCAACGAGGAUCACUCCAUAAGUCCAUCUUUGUCUGACUCUAAUGAGAUAGAGCCUAUAGGUGUUAUAUGUGAAAUACCAGAGCCAAAACCGAUUCCAACUCCUAUAUCAGCCCCAGAACUAACAACUACACCUUCAUCUGUUUCACCAAUAUCUCCCCCAACAUCACCAGCUACUCCAGAUUCAAGUAUGGCUUCAAAUGUCUCAUCAUCCUCAUUUCAGGCUCGAACACCGAUUUCAUCUGAUUCAACUCCACUGUCCACACCAACUCUUCCAACUUUAAUAAAAGAUCAGUUAGUUGAAGAAUCGUCAUUGUCUAAUACAAGCGAAGUAAUUUCGUCAAAAUGUGUUCCUUAUCCCCCCUCAGCGACUGUUAUAGUCACAAUUCCAGAUAUAGUUUCUGAUCCAUCUAAAGUUCAAAUGACAGAGGACCUUCAAAUUAUUCCUUCUUCAGCAAAAGUCCAACCCCCACCUCUGUCUGAGACUUUAUCUGCUGUAACCCCUAAAGUUCAAAUGCCAGAUUUGGUUUCCACUCCAUCACAAGUAUCAAUAAACAUUGAAGCUGUUUUACAAGUCUCAGCACAAAGUCCACCCCCCAUCAUUGUCUCAGCCCAGCCUUUAGCCCAAGACAUAGCUACACCUAUUGUUGUCACAACAGCAGCUUCAUUGAACACAAUCUCAUCUACAGCCUCUGAUGUGCCAUGCCCCGAGCCCUUAACAGUCCAGAUGCCAGAUUUGGUUUCAACACCACAACCAAUCUCAGCCCUAAUUACUACACCAACUCAAGCCCAGGCCACCGUAGUACAUUCAGUCCCUGUACAAUAUUCUGUUCCAUUAAUGAGGACAGUGGUGGUCCCAGCAAAGGCUCAACCUGACCAGGGAAUUAUAUCAUCUCUGGCAUCGACUACUAUUGUCAAAAAGAAAGUUCCUCCUCCACCCCCUCCUCGAUCCACUUCAGUUUCAUUACCUGAGACCACUAACGAGAUGCCUCAUGUAAAGACUGUUAUACCAGCUGUAGCAGCUAAGGUACCUGCAGUGACUGCCCCGCCAAUGCAAUCUGUCGUUGUAGAUAUACAACCAAGAAUGGAACGUGGGCAAUCAGGGAAUGUACCUGUUCCCCAAGUUGUGACCCCAACCAGACAGGGCCAUGUAGUCAUUAUUGUUCCAAGUAUGGAAAAUAAAUCUCUUCUUGAAAAAACCAAACUGAGUAGUUAUGAUGCAGAACCAAACGUUGCUUCACACAUAUGUGGUAGUCAAGAAACUACGAAUGAUACAGUCAGUACAGACACUUCAGGUGUGCCUUUGCGCUCAGCUCCGCCACUUCCACCUAAACCUACAUAUGGGGAAAAGGUUGUAUCAACUGAAGAAGUACCCCAUGUUGCAGCCAAAACUCUAUCAUACCCAUCUUCUGUACCUGAACUAACUGGAAGCACUGUUCCCACUCUAGUCACAAACACUAUAGCAUCAAUCGACACUGUUUCUGGAACAGAGUCAAUUCCUUGUCAUCUUGCUAAGCCUCCCCCACCCAUACCACCCAAGCCUGUUUUAAUUCCAGCUGGCCUGGUUUUCACCCACAAGCCAGGCGAGAAUGUUAAGCCCCCUCCUCCUCUUGUUGCACCCAAAGCAGCAACACUGCCUCGGAUGAAAGAACCCCCAAAAGUCCUGUCACUUAGCCUUGCAAGACCUUUGGAAACUAAAUUGGGUGCAACAUCUCCCAAGUCACCUGUGUCCCCUAGACAUGCAAAAUGUUUACAGACAUAUGUGGUGAUUACUCUACCAUCUGAGCCAGGUUCUCCAACAGAGACCAUAACAGUUCAGGCACCUGUGAGGCGAGGAUCAAUACCCCCUUCUACAGGAUCAGACAUUCAAACUACACUACCAGAGCAGAAGACGCCCACUGAGGUCCUUUCAGCACAGCUUGCAGUUAGGCGGGCAUCUGUACCCACUGUAACCCAUCAACCCCAGAUUAAAAAAAUAUCAGCUACGGGAGCAGAGGAAGGGAAAACAUCUGAGAUGGUGACUGCCAAAGUGCAAAUGAGGGAAAAUUCUGUGCCCUCUGCUAUACACCCACUACUUCCUGUUGCAGAUGUUAUAACAGUGUCAUCGGAUCAAAAUGCCUGCAUCAUGGCACAUGCUGUAGCGCCUACUAUCAAGAAACCCUUUAUGAAGCAACAAGAGUUAAUUAAUGAGCUCCAGAAACCUCCUGAUCCAACAACAGAAGUAAUGCCAAAGCCUACAGGGCCUAUAGGUACUCUCGAUCUGACACACCAAUCCAUUGUAAUUGAUCAAUUUCAAUCAAGUGUAUCUCAACAACCUUGUGUAAUAACAGAAAUUGUAACAGUUUCUCCAAAAACUUUAACUGAAGAUCCAGUUUUUCAGUCAACCAAAUCAAUUGCCACUGUGCAACCAGAAUGUAUAGGGGAAGCUGUUGCACCACAGCAGCCUGAAACACUUUUAGAAGUAGUUGUUCAUCAUAGACCACCUACACAAUAUCCAAUUGAUCAUAAUGAGAAAUGUUUAGCACAAACAGAUGUACAGGGUGUUGAGAAUACAGAACAAGAUGUAAGUAAUCAUGUCCCAGAGGAAGUUCUGAUUCCAUCAGCAAUGCCAGACAACAGUCAUAAAAUUGCAGCUGAAGAAGCAGACACAGCAAUUGAAGUGGUUGUACACUCUACAAAAGAACACAUACCAGGGAAUUCUAAAGAUGCAUACUCCCUAUCUGAACCUGCAAAUCAACAAAUUGAUCAAAUUUUAGAAAAUUUGGUUGUGGUGACAGAGCACCAAUUCACACACAAGUCAAAGCUUAUGGCUGAAGAGAUCCCACUGCCUACAACAUUUGAAUAUAGCACAGAAGAUGUUUCUACUGACCCUGGUGUUAAGGUACCUGAGGCUGCUGUAGUGUCUCCUGUACCUCAUCCUCUCACUGCUGCUGUGGUUGUGACUAUGGCCUCUAAAGUACCUGAGGUAAUGCCACAACCUACAGAUCAUGGUGCUGUGACUAUUACAAGUGGUGGUCAAUCACCGCCAUAUCUGUUGCAUGGAAUUCAAACAUACCCAGAUAUUAGUUAUACUCCCCAGCAGUAUGGGACAAUCACAGUCACAGCAACAUCACAUCCUAUAUCCCUGGAGGAAACACCGUUGCAAACUCAAAACGAAACUCUUUCAAAGUUAACAUCCGUGGACAGUGGUCACUGGACAAAAGAAUCCAUUGCCAUGCAACAACCAAAACAGAUUGCAGAAAUAAUUAAUAUGCCAUCUGAAAAGGAUGUUUCAGCAUGUGGUUAUAUAGCACAUAGCCUCUACAAGAAGGAAUCCAUUCCAAUAACAGAACAGCAACAGGAAUCCUUGAUCUAUCCAUCUGAAUAUAAUCAUCCAUUGCAGACAAUAACUCAAGAAGCAAACAUCAUAAGAAGCUCUAUACCUUCUGCUCCAGACAUUCCACUGAGUACAUCUGCAGCUCCAGUAACCAUCACCAAAAUUCAACAAGAGUCAAUUGAGAGUCAAGAAAUAAGAGGAUCAGAAAAGCUGGUAUCUAGUAGGAGUCAUAUGUAUUCCUCAUCGAUUUCCACCUCAGGCAAGCCCCCUGAAAGCUUAUCUAGUCGGGUCACUCAAGUGGUUACCACCGAAGUGCAACGGACCACUGUUUCUGUUGUCCAUGAAAAACUUCAACAGGUUCCUCCACAGCCAAUAGCAACCACUAUACAACCAGACAUAUCAAAAGUUCAAACUUUGCCUAAACAAAAUAGCAAGAUUAUGUAUCCUGGGGAUGUUAUUGAUUUACGUACUAUCAAGUCUGGCAUAAAAAUGACCGAGCAAGGUAUGGACCUGACACAAACUGAGUCUAGUCGGCAAUCUGUUUCUUCUGAGUCAAGUGGACGUCAUAUAUCUGCAGUACAGUCCGAGAUCGUAAAUCUUAGUGCAGAGCUUACUCCUGCAACAACACUGUCUGUGGUUACUGAUAGUAUCACAAUAGUCACAUGUACUGCAACGAUUGCUUCAUACAAUAUUCCUGCAGAGAAACCACUUGAUUUGCAGGGCCCUGUUGCAUCACUACCUUUGCCUCUCACAUCAACAUACAAACCAUUUGAACCACUUGCGCAAAUUGUUUACAGACCAGUGAAGACCCCAUCUGCAUUCACUGAUGAAGUAUCUACAGCUCAGGACCUACCCAUCAAUCUUUCCUUUGAAGCUCUAGUCACAUCUGGAGGAAAACAGCCAUUGACUUCAGCUCAAAAAAUUACUGGCAAUGAAAGUCCCAUUAUAUCUAUUGAGGCUACAGGAGCCAUGGAUUUAUCAAAUUAUAAACCAGUGACAGCUAUGGUAGCAUUGUCUGAUACAGGCUCAGGAGUGGUGACCUCAGUUUUAGAGGAUGAUGGAGUUCCAAUUGACCUUACUGCUGGCAGAAGAAGCAUUUGCUGUGAUGUAAUUUACAAGCUACCAUUUACUGGAAGCUGCAGAACACAACCUCCAGUAACAACUCAACCCGACACCCAUUUUGGCUUCGAAGAUCAAGCUGGACUGUAUAAAAUAAAAGGGACUAAUGGAAUGAAAGCAUCGUUGUCAGAGACCAAUUUGACAAACACAGGUCUUCGCUUCUGUAAUCUUGAAAAUGACUACUUUGGUGGAUCUUCUGAUGCAGCCAUGGACCUAACUGCUGCUAAACUUUCAGCUGGUGAAGCACUAGACUACACUAGCAAAGCAACCAGCAUCUACUCUGCAAUGAUUACUGCCCCAAUCUCCCAGGUUCCUGCUGGUGGAUUUGGAGUAAAUAGUGCUUUAAGAACAUCAGAUGGGAUAGUUUAUUCCUCAGUUGCAGCACCAGUUCCAUCGACAUAUGCAAUUACAACGCAACCAGGCUCCAUCUUCAGCACUACUUUUACACCUACAUCAACCAUGCAGGAUCCCUCAUUACAGCACUCAUAUGGUUUUGUUCCUGCAACAGACCCAGGACAAAUAGUUCCUUUUGAGGCUGAUCUAUCAAAAGAGUUUUUCCCUACAGUGUUGGCUGACCUCAUAACUGGCUAUCCAGAAAUGUACUCAGAUGCCACCCUUGAAGCCAUUGCUGCUUCUUUAGAUGUUCUAGCUUCUUCACCAAUAUUUCCUGGUUUAGACAACACCAAGAUGGCCCAGUAUCAGAUGGAGAGGGAAUUUCUAGAAUUAGAGAAGCUUAAACAGCUAUGUCUUGCUGAGGAACUGGAGUGGGAAAGACAAGAAAUCCAUCGCUACAGAGAACAGGAGCAACUUAUGGUGCAAAGGGAACUUGAAGAACUUCAAGCUCUGAAACAGCAGCUGCUUCUUCAGCAGGAAGAGGAACACCAUGCCCAUAUGAUGGCCCAGCAAGAGACCUAUGCUCAACAAAAAGAGCAGUUGCAACAAAUUCAGCAACUUCAACUCCAGCUCCAGCGGCAGCUAGAUGAGCACUACAGCAGUACUGGUAUGACAGGAAACCUUUUAGAAGCUAAAUAUGCAGGAGUGGGGGAUAGUGGUCAGUACUGGCCUGUAAAAGAUGAGUCUACACUUCCUUGUACAGAAGCACAAACAGAACAACAUAAUGAGAAGCUUCACAUAGUUAAGCUGCAAGCUGACCAGGAUUUAAGUAAAAAAAUCCUUGACAGUGGUGUACAAACAGAUGAUGAAGACUCUGCGGAAAAGCAACAUGUGGGGAGAAAAAAGAAGAGCAAAAGAAACAUUGAUAGCUUAGUUCAGUCUGAUGAGGAUGAUCUAGAUGAAUGGGAUGCCCCCACCAAAGUUCGACGCCGUUCUCGGAAGCACAGCAGUGAUGGAAAGCAUGGAUCCAAGGUGUCUAGCAUUGCCAUCCAGACAGUAUCAGAAAUUUCAGUCCAAACUGACCACUCUGGAACUAUCAAACGACCCAAUGUCCAAAUGGACACAAAGAUAGAAAUUGUUAAGCACAUAUCAGCUCCAGAAAACUCUAAUAGAGGUGGGAGUCUUAGCUGUCAAACUGACUCAGACAGAAGACAUUCACCUAUUGAGUUUGAAUAUAGUACACAACUAACGACAGAUCUCCCCUCUAAAUCCAAAGUGCACUACAGUCAAGUGUCUCCUAUAUCUCCAGAAAAGUCAUAUGGAGGGCAAAGAAUGCUAACUGCUGACCCAACCAGAUUCUCCUCUGGCCCUAGGAGUUUAAAAUCUGGGCAGAAAUCUCUGUCAGAUCCUAGGUCUCUUAGUCCUUCAACUGAAGACCGAAUUGGAGGAUAUUAUGCAGACAGCUAUUCUUGUCGUGGUUCUCCUUCUAGUAGUUGUAAGAAAGUAAAGCGAACCCUCCCAGACCCCCCUUCUGAGGAUGACUCUUUGGCAGGAAGAUCAGGCUAUAGUACCAACUCUGCUCGUCGCCGUCUUGCCCGGAGCACAACAAUGGCCCGUGCAAAGAUUCUGCAAGAUAUAGAUAAGGAACUGGAUCUGGUGGAGAGGGAAUCUUCUAAACUACGCAAGAAACAAGCAGAGCUUGAUGAAGAGGAAAAGGAGAUUGAUGCCAAAUUGCGGUAUCUGGAGAUGGGUAUAAACCGUCGCAAGGAGGCAUUGUUACAGGAAAGAGAAAAGAGAGAAAGGGCAUAUCUCCAGGGUGUGGCAGAGGAAAGGGACUACAUGUCAGACAGUGAGGUUGGCAACAUAAGAGAAAGUCAAGGGGAAGGCCUUGAGAGACCACGAACUGCACCACAGUCAGAAUUUGAUCAAUUUAUCCCUCCCCAAACGGAAGCUGAUUCCCAGUACAACACCCUUACAAGCCCCUACUCCCAGUAUGGUCAGUAUGUUCCUCAGACUCAAUCCACAAGCCAUUACACCCAACAAAAUAUCUAUCAGCAGCAGUCCCUUUACCAUCAUCAGGUGUCUCCUUAUCAAACACUAUCGCUCUCUCAUUCUCAGGGUCAGCCUAGCAGCUACCAGCAUGCUUUACUUUUACAACAGGGAAAACCACGCCAAACUACUUUAUCUGAUAUAGAGCCCAAAAUUAGCACCAACUAUGAGGUGAUGCGUAACCAGCCUCUCCUCAUUGUGCCAACCUCUACAGAAAGUGGCUAUGGGGUUGCUCACAUGGGGGGCAAGUAUGGCAACUUAGAUUUGAGGUUAGAGGAGAGAAGCAUGGCCUCCAGUCCCAUGUCAAGUAUUUCUGCUGAUUCUUUCUAUGCUGAUAUAGACCAUCACAAUACCAGGAACUAUGUGCUUAUAGAGGACAUAGGAGAGCUCACUAAGGCCUCAACAGGACUUGGCAGCUCUGGAUUUAACAUCCCUGAUAAAGAGCUAUCGAAAACGGACAGAUUGAUCAGGGCAGCAGAAGCAAGGCGUUCAGCAGAGGUGGCUGAGUUUUUGGGUUCAUCACGUUUUGGAAAAGGAGAAGAUGAUUCUAUGGAGGAGCCAUAUGAACUGAAGCUACUGAAGCAACAAAUAAAGCAAGAGUUUAGGCGAGGAACUGAAGGACUAGAACAUUUAACAGGCCUUGGACUUUCUCAUUAUCUCUCAAGUGAUAGUAGUUUCCGUCACUUCCCUAAAGGAGAGAAAUAUAGCAUUGGACGACUCACUCUUGAAAAGCAAGCUGCAAAGAAUCUUCCUGCUGCUAUGCUCUACCAGAAACAGAUGAAGAACAAAAAGGCUUUGCUAGACUCUAAGACCAUCACAAAAUUUUCUCCUAUUCAGGAAAGUAGAGACCUUGAGCCUGAAUUUGGUAGCUACAUGGGAUCUAGGGCUUCGUCCGUGUCCAGUCUAGCAGCUAGGGCUAGGUUACUUCAGGACGAAAUUACAUUUGGUUUAAGAAAAAACUUGUCUGAGCAGCAAAAAUAUUUGGGAUCUUCCUUAGGAGCCAACCUUUCUGGUUCUCUAAACCUUGGCCAGUCUCUUAGCUUGGGAUCAACUAUAAGAGGGACCACUCAAGAGGAUGGAACAUAUCCAAGUGGCACUCGGUCCCGUCCCUCUUCGCGCCCCUCUUCUCGACCAUCUUCUAUAUAUGGUUUAGAUCUGUCCAUUAAAAGGGAUUUGUCAAGUUCCUCACUCAGACUUAAGACAGAUGGGGAGGUCCUGGACGCAGCAUUUGCUCCUGGAGUCUCUAGAGCAAAACCCACUAGUUUGCCUAUCAGCCAAAGCAGGGGCCGUAUCCCCAUUGUGGCUCAGAACUCAGAGGAGGAAAGUCCUCUGAGCCCAGUGGGGCAGCCUAUGGGUAUGGCUAGAGCUUCUGCUGGUCCCUUGCCUCCCAUUUCUGCUGACUCCAGAGAUCAGUUUGGUUCUAGCCAUUCCUUGCCAGAAGUACAACAACAUAUGAGGGAAGAAUCACGGACACGUGGCUACGAUAGAGACAUCGCUUUCAUCAUGGAUGAUCUGCAAGGUGCCAUGUCUGACAGUGAAGCCUACCACCUGCGGAGGGAGGACACAGACUGGUUUGAUAAGCCAAGAGAAGGACAGCCUCAGAGUGGACACAUGUUAGAUAGGAGACAGAUGAAGUUGGUUCCAUACACCUUCCCUCACACUCGCAUUAAGCUUAAGAGAGACAUGACAGACAACAGCGUCUCAGGUAACGGACUUGGACUCCGUGUGGUGGGCGGUAAGGAGAUUCCAGGCAGUCGAGGAGAGAUUGGAACCUACAUUGCAAAGGUUAUUCCAGGAGGCAUGGCUGAACAAACAGGGAAAAUUGUUGAGGGAAUGCAGGUGUUGGAGUGGAAUGGAGUUCCUUUAACUGGGAAGACCUAUGAAGAAGUGCAGUGCAUUAUGGCCAAGCCCUGUGCUGAGGCAGAGCUCUGUGUGAGACUUGACCUUAAUAUGCUGUCUGACCCGGAGCAUCCUCAGGCUCUAGAGGACCAUGUCAAAAUUAGGGCUGCAGGUGGCCAGCGAUCCCCCGGCGUGGAUCCUAAACAGUUAGCUGCUGAGCUCCAAAAGGUGUCCCAGCAGCAAACUCCUGACAUAGCAGGAACAGGGUCUGGGAGCUUGGGGAUUCUCUCUGCAUUGGAACGUUCAGCCCUCCUUCACUCAGGCCCUGGGUCAGCAGCCUCCAGUGGAGUCCCAAGCCCUGGCCAGCCAGCAUCUCCUGCCAUCAACAAGAAACAGCGCUACAAGCUCCAGAUUAACUAUGACAGAAAUCUGGGAAACUUGAUUGUACACGUCCUACAAGCCAGGAACUUGGCCCCCCGAGACAAUGACGGUUAUUCUGACCCUUUUGUGAAGGUCUACCUUCUACCAGGGAGAGGUGCUGAUAACAGGAGAAGGAUCAAGUAUGCUCAGAAGACCACAAACCCAGAAUGGAACCAGACUGUAAUUUAUAAGAACAUCCACUUGGAACAGUUGAAGAAAAAGACAUUGGAGGUAACAGUGUGGGACUAUGACAGAUCCUCCUCCAAUGAUUUUCUCGGAGAAGUUCUCAUUGACUUGUCAAACACAGCUCAGCUGGACAACACUCCCCGCUGGCUACCCUUGAAAGAACAAAGUGAAAGUAUUGAACACAGCAGAGCUCACCAUGCUGCGCAAGCUCCACCAGGGUCUGGGUCAGGACAAGGUCAUGGUCAGGGACUUUGCACAGGCCAGAGUCAUAUGUCAGGGUCUGGACAGGGUCAAGUACCAGGACAGGGAGAUUUGAGUCAGGAUUCACCUAAAAAUUCUGUGAUUAAGAGCAGAAGCCAUGGAAUCUUCCCUGAUCCAGCAAAAGACACACAAAUGUUACCUUUGGAAAAGUCCCACAGCAGCCCAGGUAGCUCCAAGUCUUCAUCUGAUGGCCAACUGCGGUCUCAUGGCCCUUCUCGAAGUCAAAGCAAGAGUAGUGUCACUCAGGCCCACCUUGAGGAUGCUGGGAUAGCCAUUGCUGCCGCAGAGGCUGCCGUGCAGCAGUCCCGCCUGCAACCAAGGCCAGGACACCGCCUGGGUGAUGUGUCAGGGUCAGUGGUGCUCUCUGCCCCAAGCCUUGUCGGCGAUGCCUAUGGUGGUCUGGAUGGGGAUGAAGGGGAGGGCAUCGGAGUCGACAGCGCUAUUUUUCAAGUGCCACGAAUUGGUAAGACUAUUCCUAAUGGUACUGACAAAAACCAACAAACCACUCCAGAAAAUGAAGGAGGGAAAACCCAAGUAAUUGGGGAAAUUAAAGUUGCUCUAAAGAAGGAGGUGAAGACAGAAGGAGAUCAGCUGGUGCUAGAGAUUCUUCAAUGCAGAAAUAUUACUUACAAGUUCAAAAGCCCAGACCACCUGCCAGAUCUGUAUGUCAAACUGUAUGUGGUGAACGUAGCCACUCAGAAGAGGAUCAUCAAGAAAAAGACAAGAGUUUGUCGACAUGACAGGGAACCUUCCUUUAAUGAGACCUUCAGAUUUCCUCUCAACCCAACGGGACAUUCAAUACAGCUUUUUUUGGUGUCCAAUGGUGGGAAGUUUGUGAAGAAGACCUUGAUCGGGGAAGCCUACAUCUGGCUUGACAAGGUGGACAUGAGGAAGAGAGUGGUCAGCUGGCACAAACUUUUUGUCAGCUCCAACCUGACUAACCCUUGAGUGCCACACAAUAAGAUAAAAAAGAUCAAUUGGGAGAUAUAAUUGGUAAAAGGGAAAAAAGAAAACAGAAUAAUUUUUAUAAUAUUACCUAAAUUCAUGCAUUGAGUUUAUAGAUCAUUAGAUGAAGGUAACUAUGUGACAAUAACAUUUGCAUGUCUUGUCAGUCUAACACUGCCAGUGCACGUGUUCCUAUUCUUAUGUCAGCUCUCAAAAGACUUUGCUUGGAUGCAAACAUGCAAAGACAGUUACUGACUGAUAUUCCACGGCAAUAUGGCUUAAGGACAGUUAUGCUUUUGAUACCAUAGUUCCAUUGUAUGAUCCAUAAUUAUAAUUUUGAUAUUGCACGAUAGAACUUAACAAACUAGCCACAGAAAAGAUUUAAAAAUGACAAUUAAUGAAAAUGUGUAUAAUUGUUUAGACAGUUUGCAGACAUCAGUGGUGCUGAUGUAUUUAAAAAACACAGGAAUGCAUAACAGUUUUUGUAUGGCUGACCUUCCAAUGUAUGUCAAAGCUGAGAAAAAAAACUUCAGAUUUAAUUUAUGCAGUGAGAUGAAGAUUAAAUGUACAGUACUUCUAAGGUUUCUGUUAUUCCAAAUGCAGAUUACAGAGCAUAUCAAAGAAUUGUACAGUGUGAUAUAUAUAGAUAUAUAUAUAUAAAACCUUAAAUUUAGCAUAAGAAGAAUAUAACUAAAUACAACAUAGUAUAAGAGUUGUUCUCAUGUCAACAAAUUAUAUAUAGGAUAAUAUUGACAAAAGGUCUAGGUUGAGGCAGUGGGUGGUGCACUGACAAUCCAGUAAUCUAAUGAAUAAACAGUCCUUAUGACUUUUAGGGAUCUUUGUGAGCUAGAGGUUUGCCAUAUUUUCACACUGAUGCACCUCUCUGCUGAACAGACCUGCAAUCAUGGUUCAAGUCAACAUCAGCAGACAGAUUAUUAUAACAUGCAUCAUAUUUAGGGGGAGAUAUAUUAGCAGAAUGAACAGCAUUUUGCACAUGCUGUGUUGAAUGUAACAAAUGUUACAACUUUUCAGAAGACAGACGUUUACACAUCUUUGUUAUUUGAGCAAAUUUUUUCUUUUAGGUUUUUGUAGUUUUUCCUCUAUGUAAGUCCUUUUAUUUUAUCACUCUGUUGCUAUGGACAUGUAAUUCAUAGAAACUUUAUGUGUGCUUUACUGUCAGUGUGUUUGUUAAGCCCUUCCAUCAGAGUUUUAACUGAAAAUAACAAAAAAAAAAAGGUAGAUAGAGUCAAAUUCUCCUCUGUGUCUCUGGCCAUGCUUGACUUAUAAAACACUAAUGUGUUGUCUCAGUGACUCCUUUUAAACACAGUGGACCAGCAUAUUUCACUGCCUGUGAUCAAAAAAUUUUCUCAGGCAUGAUAAAGGUUAGAGAAACUCAUGGGGCCAACUCUAAAUAUUCAUGUGUAUGCAGGAGAACCAUUUAUGUACACAUUCCUGAUCAUCCUUCAGUCAUAUUUUGCGACCAUGUCAAUAAAAUAAAAAGAGAAGAUAACAUAUAAAAGAAAGGGAAAAAAAUAAAGAUAACUACUUUUAGUAUGUUUUAUUAUAAAACAGGGCUGAUACAACUUUUAAUCAACAAAAACACAAAGAGCAAGAUGUCACUCAAAUACUGCAGAAGAUACCAUAAAAUGGUAACCAAUUUGUUGUGCCAUACAAUAUUCAGUUACAUUUUGGUAUGAAAUAUAUUUUAAUAUUUAUCAUUUUUUCCUUUUUUUCCCCCCCAGACCAAUAAGUUAUUUUAAGGUAAUUCUAUGCAACAUAUGUAUUCAUAUGCAUAUGUGUUAAAGUCUGUGAACAUAUCAUUUUAAAAUGUCCUGUAGAAAGUAGUUAUAAUUUGUACAUUUGGUGAAAGAAGAAUAUUAAAUAUUUUUAUUUUGUACUUAUUUUAGUAUAUAUUGAUGUUAACCACUGUUAACAUCUACAUGGAGCUUGUGCACUUUAUUACAACGCUUGUUUUCUUGUCUUAUUUUAACUGUCGAGACAUUCUAAGUUAUAUGUUUUGUCUCCAUACUAAAAUUGAAUGAGUCACAGUGUAUGCAGUUGCAGGAACUAUUGUGGUGUACAAUUUUUAUCUAUGUGGCAAAAGAUUAACAUUCAAACAAGUAGGGGUUCCCUUAAAGGGAUGCACAAUCUUCAGUGAAGUCAAUUACUCCAUUUUCAUAGUGUACUGAACAGUCUGUAUACGUGGUGCAGUAAGUAAGACCUCAUCUUAUUGCCCAGUCAUGACUGUCAAAUCAUUCGUGUAUCAUUAGAAUUGCUUCUGAAUACUGUUUGUUAAGAUCAAUCGUUGCCUGUAAUUGUGAACCCAUUCAUUUAUUGUUGUCCUGAGGGGUGUGAAUGUGCUCAAGUUGUUUGACAUGUGUACAUAAAGUGUUUAUUUUCUACAAUGACUGAAUGUUUAUAUGUCUGAGGUUUGAGCAUGUGAGUGUAAAAUAAAAAAAAUAAAUAAAUGUAAUUCACAGAGCACUUGCAAUUGUACAGCAAUGGGUGUCUAGAGUCCUAUCAGGGGAGUUGAGAGUGUUUAUUUAAAACAAGUGCUGUCCACUGAUGAUUAUUAGUGAGAUUAAAUCCUCUGAACUGCAGGAACAACAUAAGAUGGGAAAAAAAUGUAUAUGUUUCACUUUAAGUAGUUGUCUGAAACUUUUGGUUUUGGAUGUUGCAUGUUUUGUUGAUGGUUUGUCUGUAUAUUUUGCCCAAGGAUUAUGUUUAAAAAGAGAGAAAAUAUGUAUAGAUCUAUCUGUAUGCUGAGUGUAAAGAGAUAUGCUUGUAAAUUUGUCUUGUUUUUCACUCAGUGUAAAAACAAAGCAUAUGAUGUUAUGGUUUUGUGACUGUACACGGGGUGUGUUAAGAUAUGCAAAUUGUGCUGUAAAAAAUCCUCCUGAGUCAGAAGAAUAAAUAUU
Molecule: messenger RNA, 26367 nt
Organism: Cyprinodon variegatus (sheepshead minnow)
Lineage: Eukaryota; Metazoa; Chordata; Actinopteri; Cyprinodontiformes; Cyprinodontidae
Gene: pclob
Product: protein piccolo-like
Exons: 33
Coding region: 374-23452 (7692 amino acids)
Cellular component (GO): synapse
Molecular function (GO): metal ion binding; protein binding
Source: RefSeq, a predicted model, not a curated record